AUGCAAGCACCAGCCACACCCGUGAAUACCGCGUCAUACAGAGUCGUAUAUCUGCCCGUCUCCGCGAACUGCAUCGACUCUAUCCGAUACGAGAAAGUGAAGACAGGGGUCUAUGCCGCCCCCGGCGCCCUCGGCAUCGCCCUAAUGGCAUGCACGACGCAACGACACUAUUUCCUAUUUCUCCCUCGAGACCAUGAGCGAGCGGGAGAGACAGGGAGAAAGAGACAGAGAGGCAGCAAAAGAAAGAAAGGUCCUGCCAAGAAACGCCGGAUGAAGGAGAAAGAAGCACCACACUCGCCGAAUCCCGUGGGGCCAUGGAUCUCGACCGAUCGCAACGACAGAACAGGAGGGACGGACACAGACGGGUCCACCGAUCUCACGACGGCCCCAUCCCUCGCACUUCAUUCUUCAAACUCCCCCUCCGCCCCAUCCCUCCUCCUCGUCCGAAACCCAGACGAAAGCAGUCCCCGUCCCACCAAUCCAGAAGAGACAGGUCGAGUGUACGCGACGAAGGGAGAUUCAUCGAUGUCAAAAUACGCCGUCGCUUCCCCAUCCGAAUAA
Eremomyces bilateralis CBS 781.70 is the source of this 561-nucleotide messenger RNA. RefSeq lists its product as uncharacterized. The transcript is spliced from 2 exons. The coding region runs from base 1 to 561 and encodes 186 amino acids. Lineage: Eukaryota; Fungi; Ascomycota; Dothideomycetes; Eremomycetales; Eremomycetaceae. The record is from RefSeq and is a predicted model, not a curated record.